AUGGACGCCGUCAAACAUCUCUUUAGACGAAAAAGGAAGCCUAAAGUUCCGUCAAAUGUGUCCAUUACUCAUAAUGAAGCACAAAGCUCCACGAGUAGCCUGGAAGAGACUUCGGUUCAUCCUGUUGCCGUGGAAGAAGUCAGCGCAGCUCGUUUAGAGACGCUAACCGGCGAAGGUGAUACGAAGGUGGUGUUAAACACGCUUGAACGGAUUAGGGACUGGCUGGAUCAGGGAAUGAACAUUACUUCUGAUGUUUCUGAAGCUGGCCCCAUCCCCGGAUCGCUGGGGUUGGCAUGCUCCAGUAUUCUAACUGGACUUGAAAUUGCAAAGGAGGCCCAGAUCAGCGAUCUCACUUGGAGGGAUAUGAUUGAGGAUAUAACAUCCCAUGCACGUCGAAUGGAGGAGGAUAUUACAAGAUACAGUAAAGAUUACCCCAAAAUGGCGGGUGACGAAGAUUUGGUUGCUGCAAUGGAAGAAUACAACAAGUCUAUCAAAGCCAUUCUCAUAGAAACGAAUCAAGUAUUGUCCCAAUACGCAGAAGGCAGCUUCGGCCCAGACAUGAAGAGAAUAUGCGUAGAAAAGGAAAAUAUCGAACGCCUUAGACGUUAUGAGAGGAUUUCCUAUCAGUCUUUUCAGAAUACUUUGAACAGUAUAUCACAGGUCAAGGCGAAACAUGCCAUAGAAGUUGUCGAAGCAGUUGACUCUGAAGUAGCACAGGCUCGUACCGAGAUGCUGCGCGCUCCUACCAAAGCCUGGGCUCAUGUAACGGACGGCUUUUCAUCUGCAGCUUUGCUGUCAGCAUACGGAACAGAUGUCGAAACUUGCGAGCCGGGAACGCGAGUCGAUGUACUCGCUCGGAUCCGACGCUGGGCCGAGGAUACAAGUUCUCCAAACCAGGUUUUCUGGCUCAAAGAUUCUGCAGGAACCGGAAAAUCAACGAUUGCGGCUACGAUGGCGAGAGAAUGGCAGAAUAACAGACGCCUUGCUGGACGGUUCUUCUUUAGUCCAAACGUGGCAACUAACCAACGAACGGUCUACUUUUGUCGCAUUGUCGCAAUCGAUAUCAUCACGAAUCUUCCUCGCUUGGAGCCUAUAAUCGAACCCAUCUUACUUUCCUCGCCAGAGAACUUGGCAUUCCCAACACAGUUCCGACGGUUAAUUACAGAGCCUCUAAAGCAAGCUGAGGCCUCUGAUGGUCAGGAAUGGGAGGCAUUCGGCACUAAUCUCGAGGAAACGGCCCCACUUUUACUCGUUUUCGACGCUCUCGAUAACUGCGUGCCAAAGGAUCAACGCAUCCUUCUAGCCACAUUGCUGGAAGAACUCCCUCGAGUGCCCCGCGUAAAGGUUCUCCUCACUAGUCGAGACUUUCAGUCCAUCAGCUCCUAUCUUCAAAACUCUUCAUUGGUGUGUGGACACGACGUCCAGCUUCUCGAUAUGAGCAACCCCCCUUUACAUGACAUCACUUUGUACGUCGACUCAAAACUCAGAGGUUUCAGUGAAGAGGAACGCAAGCGAGUCAUUACUCAGGCAAAUGGCCUUUUCGUAUGGGCAGCUACGUUCUGUCGUGCCGUCAGCAACAUUCGGAUGCGAGCGAGGCUGCUAGAGAAUAUGUCUCGCUCGGACGUUGCGGACACGCUUGACAAGCUCUACCUCAGCAUUCUUAAUCAGGCCCUCGUAGAUCCUAGUGCUAAGGGUGAGCUCCGAAAGGUUUUGCAAGUAAUCGUCUGCGCGUUUCAACCUAUUUCGUCGAAUACUGUCACCACGUUUCUCCCGAAAAUUCACCAAGUUGAUGACUUUGUUCAAGAUUUGACUGCAGUUCUCAAGGAUGGUCAUCCAGACCGACCAAUAAAGGUCUUACAUCCAACCUUUCGCGAGUUCAUCGCGUCGAACGAGGACCGUGCUAACGGAUUUCUCCUCCAAAUGGAGCCUUCGCAUACAGUGGUUGCACUCGCCUGCUUGGACGUGCUCGAGAGGACCCUUAGACAAGAUAUUUUCGGAGUUGUACAGCCGAAUUGCGUACUUCCGCGCAACGUGGACGUGGGUCAGGUCAGUGAUAUGGUGCAAAGCAAGACGUCUGCCGCUCUACGGUAUGCCAGCUCCUACUGGGCGUACCACAUUGCUGCAUCGGAAAACGCUUGGGAUGAUUGGGAAAGAGUCUCUACGUUUCUAAAUCAUCAUUUUCUGCAUUGGGUUGAGCUGAUGAGCUGGCGUGGAGAGCUCAACGAGAGUCUUCGAGCUUUGUCUCAGCUCGGCUCUCAGAUUAGAACACGUCCUAGAAUGGCGGGUACUGUGACAGAAAUCGUUUGUCGCCAUGCUAUCCAGUUCAUACUACGAUUUCAUGAUCUCGUAGCGGAUUCCGCGCUCCACACCUACACGAUUCCCCUUGCUAUCCUACCUUUGGACUCACCCGUACUUCCACUUGCCAAGGAUGUUGCACGGCACCAUCCUGUUAACUACGUGACCAUCGACAAUGAGGACGAUUGGUCCACUAUCACUCUCAUAGGGGAGAGAGCCGGCUUUGCGCAGGUCAGAAUCUCCGAAGAGAGUUCUCGCAUAGUUACGGUUGGUGGGAAAGGUAGUUUGCGGUUAUGGGACUCAAAGACAGGCGCUCAUGUUGGGACCCCAGUACUGGAGCCUCGUAAACCUGAUUGGUCAGGCACACAUCUUGGCGUUUCACAUGCAUUAUUCUCACCAGAUGGUGCUCAUCUAGCAUUCAUCUAUGCCGAGCGGAUGGGCGGGACAUGCAGCCUUCAUCUAUGGGAAUCACAAACCGGUGACCCACUUUGGGAUCUCGAAAUCAAAACCGACUUUCAGCCGGAAUCAUAUGCGCUCAAAGUUCAGUUUCUCCCCUAUAAAAGUCAACUUGCGGCGGUAUUGCCAUAUGAGACCGAGAGCCUUACUUUGAUCGUCUUUGUUGAUUUUCUCACUGGGAAGAAGCUUGAAUAUAGAAUGUAUGCAACAUUAAUUGCGGACAAUGUCGCUGUAUCUCCAGACGGGCGCAAGGGUCUAUUCGUUGGACAUCGAUUGACUAACCACAAGACCACUUUUCUCGAACUCUUUGACAUGGACGGGCUCAAGAAAAUCACAGAAUUGGAGGUCAAGUUGGCCUGUGACGCCACGCUGGUCCAUUUCUCAUCCGACGGCUCCAUAGUUGCAUUGUCAUCGAAAGAGACCACUAGUAGAGAAGGUGGCACAUAUCCCUGUCUCCUAUUGGAUUGUGAAACGGGCGACCCCAUCCAACUCACCAGAGGCGAUAAUCCGCCUUGCCAUACUGUACGGUUCGCACCCGAGGGAUCCUUGUUUGCCUCCUUGGUCUUGACGCGCUCGGAAAUUAUUGUAUGGGAUCUCAGAGAAGGAAAAAAGCUACGAACAAUUACUGGCCAUGGAAAGCGCAUGAAAGAUGCUUGGUUCUCUAGGGACUCCCGUCGAAUCGCAGGUCUCUCUGAUGAGCAUGAGAUCAAAGUUUGGGACAUAUCUACAGGCGAAGAAAAGGCCACUUUCUUCCAGGGGUAUAUUCCAGCCCAUCGCAGCAUAACUUUAUCGCCAGAUUGGCGAACAUUGCUCUAUUUAUAUGGAUAUGGUGAAGUGCGGGUCUACGACGUCACCUCUGGUGCUCGAGGAGUGUCAACACCUCGCAUCAAGUCGACAUUCUCUGGCCGAGGGACCUUUGCUCCAGAUGAUAAUGUCUUCAUUGCUCUGUAUCAGACUGACCAAGAGCAUUGGCUAACUCUGUGGGACACAAACAGCGGUUCAGCGAGGAAUAUGGCCAGACUCGGCCCAUGUAGAGAGGAUUUGGUGGACAUGAGCGUAUCCCCAGACAACACAGAACUCGUGUGCUACUUCUAUAAGGGACCGACUACGUUUUAUAGUCUCAAGACAUAUCAACAGCUUUCCAAAGUACUAGAAAAGGAGCAUUUCCCGAGUCGCUCCUGUGGGAUUUUCUUCUCGCAAUGCGGGGAAUUUCUUGGAUUGACGCGCGGUGAUUGUAUCCAAAUAUGGGAAUAUCGUACAGGGAAGCUUGUCUGGGAGUCCAAUUGCGGCAGCUGGUUUGUAGUCUCUUUGUCACCAGACGCUACACAUAUAUUUGGUCGACAUUCGCACGGACAAUUCGAGAGGCUAUAUAUUUGCAGGUUAAGAGAUAGCCACGAGAUGACUAUUCAGGAGCAGAUAACCCCGCUUGCGACAGCCUUCAUCCCCCAGUCAGACUUAGUUGUGGCUAUUAAUAUGUCGGAAAUCGAGGUAUGGCAACUCCGCCCUUCCGAGAUCAUUCACCUAUAUACUGUCCGCCAUCAGAGUAUUCCAUCCUCUGGAAGAAGAUGGAGGUUGGGCUUCUCUCUCGAUAAGAGAUUCAUGGUUUACGGUUCCUUGAUCUGGACAGUAGAAGAGUCUACCCUCAAACCUUACGUGGGAGAUACUGUCCCUCUCUCUCUCUCCAACUACCCGCAUUCAUUCCUCACCUACCAAUCGGGCUGGAUCUGCUCUGCUUUCCCGCGUGGAAAGGUCCUACCCGUUCCCUAUAAUUUACAGCCAUACCUCUCCUUGAUGAAUCACUGGACCUUCAUCCAAUAG
Messenger RNA from Serendipita indica DSM 11827, 4569 nucleotides. NCBI's taxonomy places the organism in Eukaryota, Fungi, Basidiomycota, Agaricomycetes, Sebacinales, Serendipitaceae. The record is from the annotation of a GenBank genome assembly.